Messenger RNA from Cryptotermes secundus, 1450 nucleotides. RefSeq names its product nucleoporin Nup43 (gene Nup43). NCBI's taxonomy places the organism in Eukaryota, Metazoa, Arthropoda, Insecta, Blattodea, Kalotermitidae. The transcript has 8 exons. The coding region runs from base 137 to 1204 and encodes 355 amino acids. Gene Ontology annotation, molecular function: protein binding. The record is from RefSeq and is a predicted model, not a curated record. Gene Ontology annotation, cellular component: nuclear pore outer ring.
CUCUAGUGCUCUGGACGCUACAAAUUCCAGUAUCAGUUGCUACAAAUGUGUCUGGCAUUAACUGUUAUUUACGUGAGUUUCGUAAGGUUAGCGGUAUGCGUUUUUAAAAUUAUUUGGGAACACUAAAUGAAGGAGAAUGGAGGAUAAAGUGCAUGGGGUGUUCGUUGGUGAAAAAGUCAGUAAAGUGAGGUGGAAACCAGAAGAUCUUGUUGAGUCAGAUAUAUUUCUGACUGGAAGUUGGGAUAAUGAAACAAAUCAUCUUGUUCUGUGGCUAUACCCACCAAAUGAAGACGAUGCAGACAUCUAUCCGUGUACCAUUGGUACUCACCCUUAUGACGGUGACAUCACCGAACUUAAGUUCAUCAACAGCAACAUGUUUGUUGUUUCCUCAACAGUGGGGUCAGUAAAACUGUUGAAGAUUGAUGGGAAGGAGCCAUGCUUGGCUGCACUCAAGGAGGUGAUGUCAUGGGAUGAUAUUCACUUUCUCAGCGUUGGAGGCCACAUUCCCUGCACAGGACUGGCCGUCUUUGAGGAAGAUAUUGUGUCAGUGGGCGAGGAUGGAUGCCUGUGUCUGCUCACAGCAAGACAGAAGAUGCCUGUUCGAAGGAUUGAAGGUGCUGACAGUUGCUCUCUGCGCUGUGUAUGCUUCCUGAAACACAAUGAAGUGUUGACUGGAAACCUGAGGGGACAGAUGAAGGUGUGGGAUCUCAAGAAUGCAGUUAACAAACCUGCCUCUACCUUUAUGUUGUCUGGGGAACAGACCGGAGCCAGCUGUGUGACACAUCAUCCAACACAGCGUCACAUGGUGUUGGCAGGGGGAGAGGAUGGCUCACUCACGGUAUGGGACCUGCGCCAUCAUACAUUUCCUGUCACACUUCUCAGCGCCCAUUCUGACGCAGUGAGUGAACUGCAGUUCCAUCCUGACCGCCCAGAACACCUCUUCACCUGUUCAACCAGUGGGGAGAUAUGGCAUUGGAAUACCAGUUCCAUGUCACGCUCUGCACACCUUGGGACCAUGCCUUCAGAGUUCCCCAGGGAUGAGAACUUGUGGUUGAACAGUGAUGUGGCUAAGCACCGGCUGGAAGUGUUCACACUGAUGCCUCAGCUACACAAGCCUAUCAACUCGCUUGAUGUCAGCAAGAAUAGGGUUGUGUGUGGGUGUGACAAUGAAGCUGUGUAUGUGUUCAAGAAUGUCGUGCUCUGAGUUAUACUUUCUUUAUUACAGUGUGUUGCUGCAAGUUUUGUUAUUUUAUUUGUCUGCUGAGUGUUUCUUCAGACCCAGCACUACAAACUUGCUCAUCUCAUAUUGAAUAUCAUGUAAAACCAUCUGGGAAACUCUACUUUACUACUUAACACAUUUACAACUAAUCACAAAAUGUGUUUGUCAGUUAAAUUAGUAUGGCAUGUUUGUACCACUGUCUUAUAAUAAAGUUCAUUCCAUAUAUUGGCA